AUGCCACAGUCGAUUGUAGGCGUGGGACAUAGUAUGGGAGCCGGACAACUUGUUCUUCUAUCCAUGCUCCACCCCCGCCUCUUCACAUCAUUAACUCUGAUAGAACCCGUCAUCUCGCCUGAUAUCUUUACGGGUCAAGAGGCCCAUCUUGACCAUAAUGUCGCUCAAGCGAAAGGAUACUUGGAAAUCCAAAUCAGAAUCAUCCAAGCUGCACGCAAAUCAUACAAAAGAUGGGACAAACGAGUCCUCGAUCGCUGGAUCAGUAACGGGUAUCGCGAGUUGCCAGUUACUACGCGACGUGAUUCAGACGAUAGCCAUCAAGCCGAUCAACCCGUUACCUUGGCGAGCCCAAAUUAUCAAGAAGUCUUGCAAUACCUGCGCUCAAACCCUCUGGAUUACAAACCCGUGGGAACAUACGAGGUCGACGAAACAUCUUCAGGUCACCACGAUCACCUCCUCUACUCGGACAUCAUCGGUCCUCCGCAUGCAAACUCGCCAUUUUAUCAAUACGAGCCAAUUCUGGCCUGGAAGAUGCUCAAGCAUAUUCGUCCCGCUGUCUUUAAUCUCCACGGAGAGAGCAGUCCAAUUGCCACCCCUGAAAUGCGAGCCAAUAUGUUGAAUCGGACUGGGACCGGGGUCGGUGGAAAUGGCGGUGUCCGGGAGUCAAGGGUGCAGCAAAUGGUUCUGAAAGGAUCACAUCAAUUACCCCUCGAGCAGGUGGCAGAGACAACAUCGGCUAUUGGUCCUUGGGUCGGUCAGUCGGCGCAAAGUUGGAAAGAAGAUGAGGUGCGUCUGGUUGAAGGGUGGGCGGAACAAUCUAUGAGGGACCGGCUUAAGGCCAUGAAUGAUUGGGUACCUGUUCUACAAGGACUUUAUAAGACUGAGUCACAGAAGCGAGACUCAAGGCCAUGA
Molecule: messenger RNA, 912 nt
Organism: Penicillium waksmanii
Lineage: Eukaryota; Fungi; Ascomycota; Eurotiomycetes; Eurotiales; Aspergillaceae
Exons: 2
Coding region: 1-912 (303 amino acids)
Source: RefSeq, a predicted model, not a curated record